Strongylocentrotus purpuratus (purple sea urchin) is the source of this 543-nucleotide messenger RNA. RefSeq lists its product as uncharacterized. The transcript has 3 exons. The coding region runs from base 31 to 543 and encodes 170 amino acids. The record is from RefSeq and is a predicted model, not a curated record. Lineage: Eukaryota; Metazoa; Echinodermata; Echinoidea; Camarodonta; Strongylocentrotidae.
UCCGCCGACAUACAUUCAGCCCUAGAUGAGAUGGUCCCUGGAUCAAAUGUUGACCUCCGCAACGCCGAAGACUUUCCGAGUGAAGAAUUCAUCACAAAAGAGAUUAACACUGAUAAGUACUACCAUCUUGGUCUAGCAUUGGGUUUGUCCUACCAGACACUUGACAGCAUCCAGUUCAGAAGCAGACAACAUGAGGAGGCUGGGGUUUAUACCCCAAAUCAAAAGGCUGUUAUCUGUAUGAUCCGCUAUUGGAAAUGCUUGCAACAUUCCGUCUCCCUAGAAGACGAUCAUCUAAGAGAAGUGUGGAAAUCCGUGAGCGAUUCAGGAGAUUCAGCCCCGGUUUUGAAACAACGACAAGGUGCGGAAAAGCAACAUGACACAAAUGUGGAAGAAGUCUUCGAAGGAGAAUCCCCUCGUAAAGAACUAAGGACCACACCGACAGUAGGCCUACAUGAUUUGGAGGUAAGUGUUUCCAAGCGGUAUGUAUGUGUCGUUAAUAUUUCCAUAGAUUUAGCAUGUAUUUCCAAACCAGGGUCCCGUUGA